AAAUGCGACCUUAUUUCCGCUGGUUUUUAGGGAUAGAACGAAUGUAUCCUUCACAGCUUUGGCUAUCCCAAGAUUCAUUGUGCGCCUGUAACGGCUUGAAAUUUUAGUUAAAUAAAAGUAUGUUAUUCUAAAAACGGUCCAUUUCAGUGUUUUAAUAUGAUAUAUGAUGCUGUUAAUUAACAUUAUUGUGUUUUACAUUUAUAAGGUUGGUUAAUUUAAAAUACCGUUGGGCUGUUUUAAUCUACAUAAACGUGUCAAUGCUCUAAAAUAAAAUGUCAUUUUUCUGGCUCCGCAUUUGUUUAAAAAAAAAACAGAAACGUCUCUGCUGUGUGCUGCUGCUGUCAUCACGCAACAUGAGCAGCAGGUGACGCAAUUAGGAGCUCCUCGGCGAGGCUAGGGCGUCUCAUUUCAGUUCGCUACUUGGGCGUUUGAGGCUGCGUGCUUUGAAGAACAAGUCCUUGUUUUAAAUCCGCAACCUUAGAAGGUUGCAGCCCCCGAAUUGGGACACAGCUAUUGUUUGCGUUUCUCGGUCGGUGACCUGCCAGAGUUCUUAAAGUCAAAGCGGUCAUUCCGAACGCGGAGGAUUGUGAUCUUAAACUCGGUUGCAACUAGCAUCAGUUAUGGGGAUGUUUAAUUUACAGCAGAUUAAUCUAGAUAUUAACACUGACUGGAGAUUAGCGUUUACAGCCACAGCUUGCGUCGCAGGUGCGUUAAUAUUCUUCAAGAAAAGCAUCAACAGUCGGAAAAUUCAGAAGAAAAUACUGAAGGCACGGCAAAGACGAGAAAAAUCAUUUCAUGAUGCUUAACAAGCUUUGCAGCAAUUUAAAAAGACGAACCCUGACUUUAAGAGCAGUUCCAUAGUCUCUCUGUCUUUGCCUGAUCUCACUGGAAAACUCAAGGAUGGAGCACUGGAGCCAGAUGCCGUGCUUUACGCCUUUAUGGAAAAGGCUCUGCAGGUGAAUGACAAACUGAAUUGCAACACCGAGAUGCUGAUGGGUGCCGUGGAGCAGCUUAAAAACAUUGACACUCAUAAGAAUGGGCUUCUGUACGGCGUACCAAUCAGCAUCAAGGAUAAUCUAGGAUAUACGGGUCAUGACUCUACAUGUGGAGUUCUGUGUAAGUUGGAUCAGCCUGCUGUUAUGGACAGUGUGGUUGUUGCUGUGCUGAAGAGACAGGGUGCCAUUCCUUUCGUCAAGACAAAUGUGCCGCAGGGUCUUCUGAGCUAUGACUGCAGUAACCCCAUUUAUGGACAAACUAAGAACCCCUUCAACCUUCAGAAGACCUGUGGAGGUUCAUCCGGAGGAGAAGGGGCUCUAAUUGGUGGAGGCGGGUCCAUCCUGGGUCUGGGGACUGACAUUGCAGGGAGCGUUCGGAUCCCAGCAGCCUUUUGUGGGAUUUGUGGACUUAAGCCCACAUCAAACAGGAUAAGUUUGCGUGGAGCCAGUUCUUGUGCCAGAGGCCAGAAAUCAGUGUUGUCGUCGAUCGGCCCCAUGGCGAGGGAUGUUGAGAGCUUGGCAUUCUUCAUGCAGGCGCUGCUCUGUGAGGACAUGUUCACCUUGGACCCCACUGUCCCUCCCAUACCAUUCAACCGCAAGGUGUAUGAGAGCUCAGAGCCCCUGAGGAUUGGUUAUUUUGAAACAGACGAUUACUUCCAGCCGUCUCCAAGUAUGGUCAGGGCCUUCAGGGAAACCAAGGACCUCCUGGAGAAAGCAGGACACACGCUGGUCCCGUUCAAAUUUCCACGGGUCUUCAACGCCGUGCAUGAUAUGAUUGUGAAAGGAAUUCUAGCUGACGAAGGUGCGACCCUCCUCAAACAUAUGGAAGGGGGGCAUAUUGACCCAACACUUCGAGCUCAGAUAAAACCAUACAGGCUCCCAAAGUUUGUCAAGACGUUUCUUUCCGUUAUUCUCAAGCCUAUUUUUCCACGGAUGUCUGCAGCCUUGAAUUCAGUCUGUGGAGUGAGGUCAAUAUCAGAAUUAUGGGAACAACAUGCAAAAGUGGAGGAUUACAUUCAUGAGGUGGUAGCAGAUUGGAGAAGACUAAAUCUGGAUGUUCUGCUGUGCCCUAUGCUUGGACCAGCCUACAAUUUCUUCUUCUGUGGCAAACUCACCAGUGUUCUGAGUAACACCGGCCUUUUUAACCUGCUGAAUUUCCCAGCUGGGGCUGUGACCGUAUCCACAGUGACAGAAGAGGACGAAGCGCAGCUUAAACAGUACAAGGGUUGCUUUGGUGAUAUGUUGGACAAACUCUUUGUAAAGGCAAUGGAAGGUGGUGUGGGUCUUCCUGUGGCAGUGCAGUGCGUGUCUUUGCCGUGGCAGGAUGAAAUGUGUUUACGUUUCAUGAGAGAAGUAGAGCAGCUCACGGCCAAUAACAAACACACCAGACGACAUUAGAGACUGAACAUCAGUACAUUGUCUACCAAAGUGGUUCUCAAACUUUUUUGUUGUAAGGCUUCCUUCAUUAGUUUAACAGAUUACAAAACUAAAAUUGUAUUUAAUACAAAGAUGAUGAUGAUGAUGAUGAUGAUGUUUACUACAAAUGGGAGAUUUUGUGCUGAAUAAUCAAGAAAAAGCAGCCAAUCAGAGCUCGGCACAGAAAGUUUUUUUAUACACUUUAAAAAGCAUCCCAGUGUGAGACCUCAAGAAGCUGCUUAAUGAAAUGAAAAAAAUGUUUUGCACAUUCUAGGUAAAGGAUGCUAAAAUAAUUCUUCUAAUGUUUUUAUAAUUAUAUAAUUACAAUAAUUCUAAAAUGUGAAAAUACUAAUAAGUGAUUAAUUCAACUUGUGAAUGGCAGUGUAAUUGUUUACUGUUUAACUGUUUACAAUCUGAAAUAAAUUGGAACUGGAAUUGAAUCUAUCACAGCUUAGUU
Triplophysa rosa is the source of this 2868-nucleotide messenger RNA. Its product is annotated as fatty-acid amide hydrolase 1. NCBI's taxonomy places the organism in Eukaryota, Metazoa, Chordata, Actinopteri, Cypriniformes, Nemacheilidae. The record is from RefSeq and is a predicted model, not a curated record. Bases 939 to 2393 code for a protein of 484 amino acids. Gene Ontology annotation, biological process: fatty acid catabolic process. Gene Ontology annotation, molecular function: amidase activity; fatty acid amide hydrolase activity. The transcript has 15 exons.